AUGAACCGGCCCAUACACAUAAACAGUAGAAUAGACGGUUUUCUUUUGUGUGAGUUGCUCUUUGAGCCCGACACAUCAUCUGCCCCAGUCUGCGGACCCGAUAAUCGCCGACGACAUUUCCACCGGAACUAAGUUUCCCGGUGCUUCUCCAUUAGCUCCGGUGACACGCCGACACUCUCAUUUUCCCUCUCUGUUUUAACCGUACAUAUAACUGCCCCCCCUUUUGUUCUUAUAAACCCGCAGAAUUCAGCCGGCGUUCCCUGCGCGAAAUGUACGGGCGCGACAUUGGCAGAACUUCUCGCGGCUUCUUUUUCAGCAUAGCUCUCAGCCGCUGCGCUUCUCUGUUCCUUCCUAUGGUGGCAUCUCUUUCGAUCUAGCUUCUCGAAGGUAUCACUAUGAAUGGGAUUCAGAAGGGUCAAAAUCUUGAGGAACAUUUUUCAGGAUGUUUGGGAAGAAUGGUGAACCUUUUCGACUUGAAUGAUGGGAGUGCAGGGAACGAAUUGCUCACGGAUAAGCCAUAUCAAGAUGGCUUUCCUCCAAUGUACAAUUCGAACGUGGCAAGUCUGUCUCCCUAUAACGAUCAGACUGAGGAUAAUGAGAUUGUGUCAAAAUCAAGUGAAAAUAUUUUACAUAGGAAAUCAAAUGUAACACCAAUGAAGAUGCUCCUUGCCCAGGAAAUGUCCAAAGAAAUUAACAAUAAGCAUAAUCCACCAAGUGUUGUAGCCAAGCUAAUGGGGCUUGACACUCCUCCGUCUCAGCAACCUGAUUCUUCUAAAGAAAGAUAUUGUGUUGGUGGGAGUGCGCGAGUUCACACUGACACACAUUUGAGUUAUUGCAAUAACAAAAGUGGAACAUUAAAUGGAGAAUUACAGCAUGACUUUCAUCAAUGCUCAAAACAAAAUCAAUUCAAAGAUGUCAACAAAGUUUGGCAGCAUCAGCAGAAGAGCUCUCUGAGAAAUAAAUCAUCUGGAAGCGGAAGGUGUGAUGAAAAGGACAAAAGGACGGCUUAUGUACGCCAAAAGUUCAUUGAAGCAAAAUCUCUAUCCAUAGAUGAAAAAUGUCGCCAGACUAAUAACUUCCAAGGUGCAUUGGAAGUUCUGAGCUCCAACCCUGAUUUGCUCCUCAAGUUUUUACAAGAACCAAAUCCUACGUUGGCUCAACAGAUAUCCAAUCUACGGUCUUGUCAGCCUCCUACUGAUAUAAAACGGAUAACUGUACUUAGACCUUCCAAGAUGGUAGAUAACCACACAUAUUCUGGGAAGGAGACGAAUGAAAAAAAGGAUAACAAGGCCAACGAAGUCAGCCAAUUGAACAAAAUGGAUGAAAGCUAUCAGGAUCAUUUUGCUUCUACAGCUAGACAUAGUGUUGAUGGAAGUUCUGCUCAACCAACUCGAAUAGUAGUACUUAAACCUAGCACAGGUAAGUGUCACAACCUCAAGGUUGUGAGUUCCCCACCUCGCAUAUCACCUGCUAGGUUCCAUCAUGAAAAUGUAUCGGCAGACCCUGAAGAUAAUGGUGUUCAAGAAUUAAGAGAGCUGGCUACGGAAAUCACCCAGCAUAUGCACGAAAACUCUAUUGGGCAUGAAAGGGAUGACAUAUUGCUUUCUUCUGUGUUCCUAGAUGGCUAUAUUAGUGACGUGAGCUCAUUCAACAAGUCAGAAAAUGAGCAUGCCAUGGAAAACCUGAGUGAUUCGGAAUUCAUGUCACCAGCUUCUAGGCACUCAUGGGAAUUCAUUAAUAGGUUUAGAAGUCCACAUUCUUUAUCCUCACCCCGUGCAUCUCAUUCUCCAGAAUCUCUAGUAUCCAGAGAAGCAAAAAAACAACUUUCUGAAAGAUUGGCCAUGGUUGCAUCAAAUGGAAUUUGCCAAGAACAAAGACCUCACAGGAGAAGCUCAAGUACUUUAGGUGAGAUGCUUUCUCUUUCUUAUGCAAAGAAAGCAGGAAAACGUGGGGGAGGAGGAGAUAAAGAGCCAAGUGACUUGAGUUUCAACCAAGUUGGGGGUGCAAAUAUAAUGGAAGGCGUGGAUAACUCACUGAGUCUCCUGAGGUCACAAUCUGUCCCUGUACCUUCUACCAUGUUUGCUUCCCAAUUGAAAGUAGAAAGCUCGGACUCGGAGACUGUAAAAACAAACCCUGGUGAGGGGUCACUAAAUGAAAGAAUCAUAAAGUUCUCUUUGAAGGGGAAAGUUUCAGGUUUGUUCUCGUGGAACAAGAAACCUAGCAAUCAGAAGCUUGACACUUCAAAAUAUGGCGAUGAAUCUCAUUUUGGUGAGAAGUGUUAUUUAGAUUCUCGUAGAAAAGAAAAUCAAGAUAUGAGUCAAUGCCUUGAUUAUGUCCAUGGCUCAACUGGCAAAAGAACUUCUUCAGGCUUGACUGGAAGGCAUGUCAUUAUUUCUUCUGAGGUUGAUCCUGGACCAUCUGUGAAGAAGGAUUGGCGUCCUGGAAAUCUAAGUGAGAGCCAAGAUCAACCAAGUCCUAUUUCUGUUCUGGGGACAUCAUUUGAGGAUGAUGAAUCUGUAACACAAGUAUCCCUAGACAAUAUCAAACAAUACGAUCAUGGGGAGUUGCCUGGUCCCUCCACCACUUUCAAUCCAAUUGACAAAUCUCCACCGAUCGGUUCAAUUUCCCGUACUCUAUCAUUGAACGAUUCUUGCUUAUUCGACGCAGCCACCUCUUUUUCACUGAAACCGUCCUCAACUCAAAGGGCCGAAGAAGAGCACAAGUGGUUCAUCCAUGUUCUGACAAUAUUAUCAGAGGCUGGCCUUGAUGACGUGCAAUAUGAUUCAUUCUUGUCAAGGUGGCACUCACCAGAGAGCUCAUUGGACCCAUCACUCAAAGACAAGUAUGUUGAUUCACAUGACGAGGAGUCGUCUCUUCAUGAGGCUAAGCGAAGGAAAAUGAGAUCAACCAAAAAGCUCAUCUUUGAUUGUGUGAAUGCAGUGUUGAUGGACAUCUCCUGCCAAAACACAUUUCCCUGUAGCGUAAUAUCAGCGGACCAUGUUUUGGGGCAAAUGAGAGAAUGGUUUUCUUGGAAUAAUAUGAUUGAUCUCUCGGAAUAUAAUGGGGACAGAAACUGCCUAGUGGCAGAAAAGAUGGUAGAGAAGGAGACAAUGGGGAACGGAUGGAUUCAACAUUGGAGACUUGAACGUGAAAUGAUUGGGAAGGAGAUCGAAGGAAAAUUGCUAGACGAGAUUGUGCGUGAAGCAGUGGUGGAAAUGAUGAAGUAGAAUGCAAUUCUGUUUUACUCAGGUGGAUCUAUGUAUUAUUAUUCCUUUCAAAAUCACAAUGAAAGCCAAAAAUGCAGUUCGAGUUUGGAAAGAAGAUAUUGAUUUUGGCUAGAGCCCAAACCCAUCAUCAAAUAAAGAAGUCCAGGCCUUGUCCUCUUAAAGAUUUACGCAAGAAAGAAAAAAAAAAAAAGAAUUGAGGAUUGAAGUCUACGACUUCUUCCUCUUCGUGUUAAACCAGCGCGGAUGCUCCAACGUUCUUCCGUUUGAUUCGCAACAAUCAAUUCUCAACGGGAAGAAAUUAAAGGCUCCUUGCUCCUACUAUCCUAUAAAUUGAAGGCAAAUUGCAACUCGAAAUGGGGGG
Molecule: messenger RNA, 3588 nt
Organism: Cuscuta campestris
Lineage: Eukaryota; Viridiplantae; Streptophyta; Magnoliopsida; Solanales; Convolvulaceae
Source: the annotation of a GenBank genome assembly